Molecule: messenger RNA, 3057 nt
Organism: Hypomesus transpacificus
Lineage: Eukaryota; Metazoa; Chordata; Actinopteri; Osmeriformes; Osmeridae
Gene: tfr2
Product: transferrin receptor 2
Exons: 19
Coding region: 261-2630 (789 amino acids)
Biological process (GO): endocytic iron import into cell; transferrin transport
Cellular component (GO): external side of plasma membrane
Molecular function (GO): transferrin receptor activity
Source: RefSeq, a predicted model, not a curated record
GGGAGAGGAAGAGGGGGAGCGAUGGGGAGAGAGAAGAGGUGGGAGGGAGAGAAGAAAGAGAGUGGGGGUCAGGUGCUUGAAGUGACAAUUGGAGGGGCGGAGAGUGACAGAGUUUGGACUUUAGUGCAAUGUACACACACACACACACACACACAUGCAGCACAGACCGGUGUAUAACAGACGGAUAAGAGAACAGAAGUCCCAGAAGUAGUUAAAAGCCAGCAGCACGGAUGGAUCUUUUGUGAGGGGAUAGUGAGAACAUGGACUCCAUCAGAAUGCGACUGACCCAGCCCUCCUCCUCUUCCUCCCCCUGUUCCUCCUCCUCCUCCUCUUCCUCAGUCUGUCAUGUGCAGUCAGGAGGCGGGGCUGAAGCCGAUGAAGGGGGCGGGACCCUGACAGUGGAGGUGAAGCUUGUCCAAUCAGAGAGUCAGGAGGUGGGGCGUAACAGUGGCAUCACAGCUCUGGUGCUACGACAACCACAGUGUUACUGGAAGGUUCUGUACAUCUGUCUGGCUGGACUGCUGCUUCUCCUCUCAGCCUUCCUAUUGGCCUACGCAUUGUUUGGCAGCUCGUGCCCCUGUGGUACACGGGGGGAGACGGUUGCCGUGGCGAAGGCAAACCCCACCUCUCCAGGUGAGAUGCACAUGGGAGACCUGAGAGACAUGCUGAAGAGAUACCUGCAGGAUGAUGACAUAGAGAACACUGUGAGGAGGGUGAGCAGGGCUAGUCACCCCUCAGGGUCUCCAGAAGGAACUCUCCUGGCUGCUGACAUCCUGCACAGGUUCAGGCAGCUCCGCAUGGAUCACACCUGGACUGACUCCCACUACGCCACGCUGCAGUUCCCCUCCAGGACCCAGAAGAACAGUGUAUGGGUGGUGGACUCGGAGGGGGAGAUGUUGGAGGAGAUUCCUCUGGAGAACCCCGCAGCCUACUGUGCAUACAGUGCUAAAGGCACUGCUACGGGGGGAGUGGUUUACGCAAACUAUGGACGGCAGGAGGACUUUGAUUGGUUGCGUUCGGCAAAGGUGUCUGUGGCUGGCUCUGUGGUGGUGAUGCGUGUGGGGGGCGGGGUCAGCUAUGCGGAGAAGGUGUGGCACGCCCAGCGAGCGGGAGGAGGUGGCGCUCUCAUCUACCCCGACCCCGCAGACAUCCCCCAAGACCCGCGCAGGCUCGGCCUCAACAGUCACACAGCCAUCUCUGAACACGUGCACCUGGGAUCAGGUGAUCCGUUCACCCCAGGCUUCCCCUCCUUUAACCACACCCAGUUCCCGCCAACCCAGUCCUCAGGCCUGCCACUCAUCCCUGCACAGCCAAUCAGUGCCAACGUGGCCUCCAAACUGCUCAGCCAGCUGUCAGGCCCAGCAUGCCCCCGAGGGUGGCAGGGCCGGCUGGCCUACGUCAGCUGUGUACUGGGCCCCUCCUUCACCUCCCACCCCCCUGGCUCCAGGCUGCGCAUGGAGGUGCACAACCACAUGGCACCCGUCCUCAUCAACAACAUCUUUGCCUCCCUGGAGGGCAGGCUGGAGCCAGACCAGUACAUCAUCAUGGGGGCCCAGAGGGAUGCGUGGGGGCCGGGGGCGGUGAAGGCCGGCGUGGGGACUGCUGUGCUUCUGGAGCUCGCUCGCACCUUCACCUCCAUGGUGCAGAACGGGUUCUUCCCUAGGAGGAGUCUUCUGUUUGUCAGUUGGGACGCUGGAGAGUUUGGACACGUAGGAGCUACAGAAUGGUUAGAGGGUUACCUCUCCAUGCUGCAUCUGAAAGCCGUGGCAUACUUCAGCCUGGACCAGUGCAUUAUGGGUGAUGAUAUUCUGUCUGCCUACACCAGUCCUCUGCUAGUGGACCUGAUAGAAGGAGCCAUCAAACAGGUGGAGCAUCCUAAGCAUGUGGGCCAGAACAUCCACAGCCAGGCAGAGAAGGAGGGAGGCAGCUGGAGGAUUAUCAAGCCUCUCUACCUGAACAGUGGAGCGUACAGUUUCACAGCCUUCGCUGGAGUCCCAGCCAUGGAGCUGCGCUUCACAGAGGAGCGGGCCUACCCGUUUGUCAACACCCCGCUGGACAGCCCCAGCCGCCUCCAGGAGGUGCUGGGGGGGCGCCUGGGGGGGGUGGGGCGGAGCCUAGGCCAACUGGUGGGGCUGAUGGUGCUGCGAUUGGCUCACGACCACAUCCUGCCUCUACGCAUCACUUCCUACUCUCACACUGCCUUGCAGUUCAGCGCCCAACUCAACAAACACUCCACCGAGCUGCAGGCGCGAGGCCUUUCUCCUCAGUGGGUGUUCAGUGCCAGGGGAGACUACAGCAGAGCAGCAGAGCGGCUGCAGACGACCAUCAUCAACAGUGACCUGCAGGAUGAGACCAUGACACGCAUACACAACACCCGCAUCAUGAGAGUGGAAUACUACUUCCUGUCCCAGUACGUGUCGACGGUGGAGACUCCGUUCCGGCAUGUUCUGCACGGCCGAGGCGAGCACACACUGAGCGCGCUCACCGAGCACCUGGCCUUGCUGACCUCCGACCCUGAGCGCUUCGACGAGGCACGUUUCCGACGGCAACUGGCUCUUUUCACCUGGACCCUGCAGGGGGCUGCUAACGCCCUGAGCGGAGACGUCUGGAACAUAGACCAUGCCUUCUGAUCCUCUCACAUACACACACACACACACCACACACACACACCAUACACACACACCAUACUUCACACACACGCCAUGUUCUUUCUGUGAGUCUGGAGCAGGUGCGCCUCUGAGGGUGCAUUUGAUUAAUGUGUAAUUUGAGGAGGAGUUGCACAUGGCCUCCUGCUACCCAUGUGCUUCACUGCCACUUCCUAGAGAACGACCUAGCAUACAUCCAAGCAUAUUACCUAGUGUACCACCUAGCAUACCACCUAGCAUACUAGCUAGUGUACUACCUAGCAUACCACCUAGCAUACCACCUAGCAUACUAGCUAGUGUACCACCUAGCAUACCACCUAGCAUACUACCUAGUGUACCACCUAGCAUACCACCUAGCAUACUACCUAGUGUGCCACCUAGCAUACUACCUAGUGUGCCACCUAGCAUACCA